AUGGCGACGCCGAGCCUUGAAAUACCGGCUGAAUGGAAGAACGAGAUCGACAAGCUCUCGAGAUGGUAUGGGAGCGAUGAAAGAUAUUCGGUCGCUCACGUGCAAUCACCUCCCUCGACCGACGACGGUAGUUGGUUGGCCUUGGUCUUGCAUAUCAUAGGCAUGAGGGCGAGCGGAGAUAAUGGUAUCUUGUCCAGGUACCUCGUUGGUUCGCUCCAAAAAGAAGAGGUGUCAAAAAGCGAAUGGGACAGCGCUGGAUAUUCCGUGGGAAUGAGACCCGUGGUAUCAAGAUACGGUGGUAUCGGAUUCGUCUCGGACUUUAAUUGCAGAUACAAGCUGAUCAUCAUUGACGCCGAUCACUCCAAGAGCGUCGACUAUGCGAUCUCGUUAGUCAAGUUAAGCAUUCUCGCGAAGACCGAACAGACGACUAUUUUGCGCUUCGUCUGGUUGUCAUCUGCCCCCGUUGACAAAGAUUUAGGCAGGAUGCUCGCCGUUGCAACCGACAGAUCAGAGACUCCCGUCACAGCUUUUCGAUUGACACAGCGGAGCAAUUCGUCAAAUUUGUCAAAUUUGAGAUGGAUUCAAUACAAAGCGAGCGACGGGGAAUACCCAGACGCUGUGAUGGAAGCUAUUGCUCCAGCGUAUGCGAUGGUUCAGGACCCGGGGCCGUCGGAAUACAAGAUAACGAGAACGAUAGCCUUCUGGGACGGAGACUCCGAGUGGAAGCGGCAUCAUCUGAGACGAACGCUUCUAGCGGCCGCUCGGAAGUACUUCGCUAACGAGAAAGAUACCAGAUCAAUCUAUAUCACCCCCGGUUUGAUGGGAAGAUCGUUGAAUGAUGCCAAGAACUCGUACCAUUUGAUUAUUCUCAAUAGCGAGAUAAAGGAGGUAUUCGACACAGAGACAUCGCAUGUGGUUCAGAAAUGGGUGGCGAUGUCGAGGGCCAAGAUGCUGACUCAAAUAACUUGCGCCUUGGAUAAGGAUGUUGAGCAGGCGGAUAGAACCAUCCACGCCCAAGUGGCACUACAGGACAUCCUCGACGCGGAACCUAAAAGGGAAUUCGAAGAUAUUCACCUUCCGGUAUUCAUCAUCUAUGUGAUGGAUGAAUGUCCUGAAAUUACUAUCGAUCGUCUUCGUGUUUGCUUCGUUAUCAAGGAGCCGGCAUUCGCUGAGGCUAUCCGUCGGCUUUAUAUGUUGGGGCUCAUCUACUACGGCAUGGAUGGAGUCAGUGUACAUCUCAACAUUUCCCAGGCCCGGAGGACUCUUGACUUCUUAUCAACCACGGGAAACGACUUGUCAGUAGCCUGCUUUCUGAGCUGCAUAACAAAGGACACGCCCGCCACGGCCCGGUCCGCGAUGAUCGACAUUGCGGCUAUCGUGCUCACGUGCCACGCUUUAAAUCCCUUCUUCGUCAUUUCACCCGAUCACUUUGCUGACGAAGAUUCCAUAAACGGGCUAUUGCAGCGGCAUUGCAUAGACGUGCCAAGCGAUGUUAUCAAGAGUGGCGCCAUGUGGUUGGCUUUGGCUAUCUUCCGCCAAUACGAAGAGGAGUGGCAUACUGACAAGGGUUUCAUCAAAUUUGAGGAUGGGACGCUGACUCUUUCAUCCAAUACAUGCCGCAAAAUCAGUUCCCGUGCAAGAAGGAUCGACCAUCGUGUGAACAACUUGAUCCCGGAGGCUCAGGACAACGCAUCAGAAGCGAUGCUCAGAAUUUCUCAUGAAGACGUGGGAGAAAUUCAAAGGUGCAUGGUUCGUGCUUGGGCACACAACGUCCUUCUCCCCGACGGCAGAGGUGGCCUGGACAGCAUCUUUUCUGGGACCUCGAUCAAGCUAGAUCCCGACCAAGGUUUGCGACUUCCUCAGGACGCGCCACUACACGUACUCAGCUUUGGAUUCGCUUUGUAUGAAACGGAGUACUAUGCAUGGCUUCCGACGGUCAUACCGGAACAGAUUCUGUUCGAUACUGUUGGCGAAAUGGGCUGUGACCUGGUGGACUUUGCUACGGUAUAUUUUGAGGAGGACGAUGAAGAUUAUUAG
This is a messenger RNA of Colletotrichum tamarilloi, 2037 nucleotides long. RefSeq lists its product as uncharacterized. The transcript has a single exon. NCBI's taxonomy places the organism in Eukaryota, Fungi, Ascomycota, Sordariomycetes, Glomerellales, Glomerellaceae. Bases 1 to 2037 code for a protein of 678 amino acids. The record is from RefSeq and is a predicted model, not a curated record.